AUGUUUAUAGGAACAGGCACUCUCUGGGGAGGGGUAAAAAACUGGAGAAAAAGACAAUAUCCCCCACCUCCACCACACAAAGCACACAUCAUAAGACAAUAUCCUCAUCCUCCACCACAAAAAGCACACAUCACAAGACAAUAUCCUCAUCCUCCACCACACAAAGCACACAUCACAAGACAAUACCCUCCACCUCCACCACACAAAGCACACAUCACAAGACAAUAUCCUCCACCUCCACCACACCAAGCACACAUCACAAGACAAUAUCCUCAUCCUCCACCACACAAAGCACACAUCACAAGACAAUAUCCUCAUCCUCCACCACACAAAGCACACAUCACAAGACAAUAUCCUCCACCUCCACCACACAAAGCACACAUCACAAGACAAUAUCCUCCACCUCCACCACACCAAGCACACAUCACAAGACAAUAUCCUCCACCUCCACCACACCAAGCACACAUCACAAGACAAUAUCCUCCACCUCCACCACACCAAGCACACAUCACAAGACAAUAUCCUCAUCCUCCACCACACCAAGCACACAUCACAAGACAAUAUCCUCAUCCUCCACCACACCAAGCACACAUCACAAGACAAUAUCCUCAUCCUCCACCACACAAAGCACACAUCACAAGACAAUAUCCUCAUCCUCCACCACACCAAGCACACAUCACAAGACAAUAUCCUCAUCCUCCACCACACCAAGCACACAUCACAAGACAAUAUCCUCAUCCUCCACCACACAAAGCACACAUCACAAGACAAUACCCUCCACCUCCACCACACCAAGUACACAUCACAAGACAAUAUCCUCAUCCUUCAUCACACAAAGCACACAUCACAAGACAAUAUCCUCCACCUCCACCACACAAAGCAUACAUCACAAGACAAUACCCUCCACCUCCACCACACAAAGCAUACAUCACAAGACAAGGCAAAUCUUAUUGCUAA
Ostrea edulis (European flat oyster) is the source of this 957-nucleotide messenger RNA. RefSeq lists its product as uncharacterized. NCBI's taxonomy places the organism in Eukaryota, Metazoa, Mollusca, Bivalvia, Ostreida, Ostreidae. Bases 1 to 957 code for a protein of 318 amino acids. The record is from RefSeq and is a predicted model, not a curated record. The transcript has 2 exons.